UUCCUGGAAGAAAAUAGACAUUUUCGAGGUAACUGAGCGGCUCACUGGCCGAAACGAGCCUCCAGCAUCUACUAAACCCUCAUUACUGCCCCUGUUUCUACAUUAAUGUGCGCAUUUCGGCUCCUCGCUCCUGCCGUUAAAUAGCCAGCUGGUGCGAAGCGGCGAAAAUAUCCGCGGCCGGAACUUACAGUCGCUUCUGUUUAGCACGUUAGCUGCUGCAGCUAAGCUAAGCUAAAGUUAGCCUUGGCGGUGUUUGCGGCUGAUGGCUGACUUCGGCAGCAGGAUCCUGACAUCUUCUGAACAUCUUCGAGGUGGAGCUGCAGGAAAAGCGUCGUCGUCCUCGGUCAUGGCCGGAAACGGAAACUGGGAGGCUGCCGGCAGCAUGGACCAGAUCACCGUGGUGAGGAUCGACGACACGCACAUCGCAGGGGAGCAGUCGCACAUGGGCGGGAAGGCGAGGAGCAACGUGACCGAGUACUACGAGAUGGAGUAUUCGCUGCCCGCCGAGGAGGAGGUGGUAGAGGAGGAGGAGGAGGGCGUCUACGUCAUCGAGUACUCCAACCCCGAAGAGGAGGGAGAGAGCUACCAGUUCACCGUGUCCGUCGACCGCUCGCUUCCCGCCAAGAAGCCGGUUGUGAAGCGGCCGGUGGUCCGAGAGAGGAGCGCAGAUCCGCCACCGUCCAGACUGAUGAGGCCGAGGCUAGAGCAGAAGAGGAAGCUGGAGGAGGCGAGGAGGGAGGAGCUGGUAAGCAACAAGAGCGUCCUGGAGCUGGGUGAGGACUACAGCGAUGUCAUGAACUCGGGGCAGAGGCAGCUGGUGUGCACCAUGUGUCCGCCGCCCGGCAAGACCUUCAAGAGGGCGUCGGGCCUCGCCGUGCACCUGAAGCAGACGCACCACAUGGAGGGCAAGAAGACGUUCUUCUGCACGUCCUGCCAGCAGUCGGUCCGCACGCAGGUGGAGCUGGACGCCCACACCCGUCGCCACGCCAACCAGGACGCCGUCUUCACUUGCCACGUGUGCCCGGCCGGCGGUCUGGAGGCGUUCAGUGGCUCCAGGUGGGGUCUGAGGAAGCACCUGGAGAAGGAGCACCCGGGCGUCGUCCCGCGCUGCCACGUCUGCAGCAAGGGCUUCAAGACGCUGGCAUCGUACCUCGCAGACCAGUUCCGGCACGUCGGGGUGUCGCCAUACUACUGCGCCAAGUGUCAGAUCUACGAAAUGACUGAGAGGGGGUUGAGCGUGCAUGUCAAGAACCACAACAAGAAGAAGAAGAGGGAGCAGCAGCAGCAGCAGCAGCAGGAUGGACACGAGCCGCCGCCAGAGCCAACAGGAAUCCUCGCCGCCGAUAACUCGGCCACAGACGACUCCGACUUCUGACCACAUUCCUGCUGGUCGAGACUGAAGCAGCUCAAGAGACUCGUCUGACUUUAUGCAUCUGAACUGAAUGUCGGACAGAAAUAAACGUUUGUCACCGUUAGAUUGUUGUUGUUUUUUUUUUUUUGUUUUUUUUUUAAACAAUCAUCCCUUUUAUUUGGGAGUUUUCCAUCAUAAUCUGGUUGCAGAACAGAGAAUGUGAAGGUGCAUCAUGCUGGGUUAUUAUGUUUUAUUUUACAUUUUUACUCACUGUAGGUUAAUUUUUCUCUGCAGCAUAAAAUCCUGAACCUCUGUGGAAACAGAACAACCACCACUAGAAGUAGAGAGAACUUAAAUAUGGCUUAUGAGUGUUACGGCAGAAUUAAAAUGUCAUGCAUUAUAAAAAAUAGGGAAAAAAGUUGAUGACUAAUUUCACAAUAAACAAGAAAAUUUGGA
Molecule: messenger RNA, 1807 nt
Organism: Amphiprion ocellaris (clown anemonefish)
Lineage: Eukaryota; Metazoa; Chordata; Actinopteri; Pomacentridae
Product: zinc finger protein 878
Exons: 2
Coding region: 263-1375 (370 amino acids)
Biological process (GO): regulation of transcription by RNA polymerase II
Molecular function (GO): DNA-binding transcription factor activity; RNA polymerase II cis-regulatory region sequence-specific DNA binding
Source: RefSeq, a predicted model, not a curated record